This is a messenger RNA of Serinus canaria (Common canary), 1431 nucleotides long. RefSeq names its product ubiquitin C-terminal hydrolase L1 (gene UCHL1). Bases 1 to 1104 code for a protein of 367 amino acids. Gene Ontology annotation, molecular function: cysteine-type deubiquitinase activity. Gene Ontology annotation, biological process: protein deubiquitination; ubiquitin-dependent protein catabolic process. The transcript is spliced from 9 exons. Gene Ontology annotation, cellular component: cytoplasm. The record is from RefSeq and is a predicted model, not a curated record. NCBI's taxonomy places the organism in Eukaryota, Metazoa, Chordata, Aves, Passeriformes, Fringillidae.
AUGGCCUGGCAGCCGAUGGAGAUCAACCCCGAGGUGCGCGAGGGGCGGUGGGGACAGGGCUGGGGCUGCGGGGCGGAUGCUGAACAAAGUGAGUUGCCGCCGCCGGAGGACCGCCGCGGGCGGAAGGGCGCCGGCCCUUCCCCCUCCAUCCCUCGGCAUCCCUCCCUGCCGGGGAACGCCAGCCGCGGUGGCGGUACCGCUGCGCGGGGCGCGGCCGCACCUGCGGAGCGGCGCCUCCCUCCGUCCCUCGGCAUCCCGCCCCGCCGGGGCACGGAGCGGCGCCUCUCUCCGUCCCUCGGCAUCCCGCCCCGCCGGGGCGCGGAGCGGCUCCACCCUCCGUCCCUCGGCAUCCCGCCCCACGGGGCACGGAGCGGCUCCGCGGGGCGCGGCCGCACCUGCGGAGCGGCGCUGAGGCCGUGCGCCCUCGGGGCGGGCGCGGCCGGCAGGCGGCGCGGCGGGGCCGCGCGUUGUGCUGUGCUGUCCCGCCUCGGGGUGGGUCCUGGCUGGCGUUUCGUGGACGUGCUGGGCUUCGAGGAUGAGGCACUGCGCGCCGUGCCGACCCCGGCUUGCGCGCUGCUUCUGCUGUUCCCGCUCACUGAGCAGCAUGAAAACUUCAGGAAGCAACAGACUGAGAAAAUAAAGGACCAGGAGAUCAGUUCUAAAGUGUAUUUCCUGAAGCAGACUGUCAGUAACUCCUGUGGGACAAUUGGUCUGAUACAUGCAGUUGCUAAUAACAAAGACAAAUUGAAACUUGAGGAGGGGUCUGCCUUGAAGAAGUUUCUUGAUGAAACAGCUGAUUUGUCUCCUGAAGAAAGAGCUAAACAUUUGGCAAAUAAUAAGGCUAUACAAGAAGUCCACAACUCUGUUGCGCAAGAAGGACAAUGUCGGGUUGAGGACAACAGUGUGAACUUCCAUUUCAUCCUUUUUGUCAAUGUGGAUGGACACCUGUAUGAAUUGGAUGGCCGUAUGCCAUUUCCUGUGAACCAUGGCACGAGCUCGGAUGACUUGCUGUUGAAGGAUUCUGCUAAGAUCUGCAGACAAUUUACAGAACGUGAAAAAGGAGAAGUUCGUUUUUCUGCUGUGGCUUUCUGCAAGUCUGCCUAAGACUCUGAAGAGAUGCAAGGAAAGCAGUUUAAUAGCACACCAGUAAAUGCAGUUUAAACUCCAGUGCUUCAGUACUUGUUAAACACAGCUGUUCUGGUAACUUAAAUUAUUUCCACCUUUUGCUAUACACAGAAGCAACAUCAGCUGAGCUUAUGCUAAAAGAUGAGCUCAAGUUUUAAUGUGAACGGUUUGGACACAUCAGAUAUCUUUAGACUCUUUUUUCACAUGUUAAGUAGAAAAUGCUUAACAGGGCUUGUUUGAUCUGUGUUAUGUUAAUUGAGUUGUUGGUUGAUAUUUCCUUGUCCUUAAUGAGAAUAAAAUGUUCUG